Molecule: messenger RNA, 1593 nt
Organism: Penicillium brasilianum
Lineage: Eukaryota; Fungi; Ascomycota; Eurotiomycetes; Eurotiales; Aspergillaceae
Source: the annotation of a GenBank genome assembly
AUGGGAGAAAAGCUCACCCCCCAAGCAGUGGACUCCACGCAGUCAGUCGACCCAUCACCAGCGCAACUAGAAACACUCAGACAUGUUGCCGACCAUAUUCCUACAGCUGCCUGGCUAGUUGUGCUCUUUUCUUCAAUGGAAAGAUUCACAUACUUUGCUUUCUCAGGGCCACUUCAGAACUAUAUUCAAAACCCCCUCGAUGACGUUUCCCGACCCGGGGCACUAGGGCUGGGUCAGUCCAAGGCUACGGCCUUGAUCUGUUUCUUGAAUGUUUUGAGUUAUACGACUGUCAUCCCGGCUGCUAUCGUCGCGGAUGGCUACCUUGGGCCUUUUGUUACCAUCUGCAUUUUUUCUUGCUUCUACCUUUCCGGACUUCUACUGCUCUUUCUCACAUCAUUGCCGAUAUCACUACAGCACAAUGCGGGAGUCGGAGGACUCAUCGCAGCCUUUAUACUGAUUGGCAUUGGGGUUGGCGGAAUCAAGUCAUCUGUGUCGCCUUUUCUGGCUGAUCAAUUGAAGAGGACUCAAACCCGAAUCAAAUACCUCCCAAAUGGCGAGUCGGUAGUUAUUGACCGAGAGAUGACAAUCAGCAAGCUUUAUGGAAUAUACUACUGGGGUGUUAAUAUCGGCGGGCUCUCAGGAAUCGCAUCCACCGAGUUGGAAAAAAUCCAUGGUUUCUGGGCUGCGUUUCUCCUCCCUCUUUGCUCUCUGGCUGUCUCCCUGGUUGCCUUCUUCAUGAGUCGUCAUCGAUAUGUCCAUCAUAAACCGCAGGCAGGUAUACUAAUGCGCGUGAUCAAAAUCCUGCGGCUGGCUAUUUGGCCAGGAAAGUUUAGCCUGAGUAACGCCACAGCUAGCCAUCAGCAAGGCCAACUGGGUAGAACAGUUGACUGGGAUGAUGGCUUUGUCUCCGAGUUCCGGGUUGCCCUUCUGGCUUGUAGAGUUUGGAUUAUUUAUCCGAUUGUGUGGCUCUGUUUCAGCCAAAAUCAAACCAAUCUCGUCUCCCAGGCCGCCGCCAUGCAGACUUACGGCAUACCCAACGACAUGAUGAGCAACUUGAAUCCCAUCUCUGUGCUACUCGUGCUCCCGCUAAUGCAAAAAUUUAUCUAUCCCGUCUUGAAGCGAUGUAAGGUCGACCCCCGGCCGACCGUGAGAAUGACCCUCGGCUUUAUUUGCAUUGCAGCCAGCAUGGCCCUCGCGGCGGGGGUGCAGCAGAUCGUGUACGACUCCGGUCCGUGUUACGACAGCCCACGACACUGCAUGAUUGAUGGAAAACUAGAGGAGGGACCCAACCAUGUCAGUGUGGCAUUACAAGUGCCCAUUUACGUGGUCGGGGCGGUCGGAGAGACGUUCUUCUCGGUUGCCGGGUCUGAGUGGGCAUACAACAGCGCCCCGGCGGGCAUGAAAUCUCUCCUACAGGCGAUAUAUAUGUUGACAUUGGCCGUCAGCUCCCUGCUUGGAGUUGCCAUCUCCCCAAUCUUCAAAGAUCCUUGGAUGACGAUUGUCUUUGCGGUAUUUGCCGGGGUGAUGUUUAUGCUAAGUGGUAUUUUUGCCUUCUGCUUUUGGAGGGUAUCGUCCAAGACAGAAGGAAGAUGA